Chara braunii is the source of this 3578-nucleotide messenger RNA. The record is from the annotation of a GenBank genome assembly. Lineage: Eukaryota; Viridiplantae; Streptophyta; Charophyceae; Charales; Characeae.
GUACGGAACGCCGUACCCCCGCUCCAUCUCGUUGGGGAGAGGGAGCGGGGGUACGGCGUUCCGGGAACGUUCCUCCUCUGGCGUGCACACCCGGAGUAGGGGUACGGCGUUUYCGGAACGCYGCACCCCCGCUCCCUCUCGRCCGGGAGAGAGAGAGRGGGUUCRGGGUUAUCAGAAYGCCGUGCCCAACAGAAGGGGGUGAGCGUCCCCUUAGGCUUCGCAUCUACGCACUCGGAGGGGGUGAGGCUUUUCGAAGCGUGAUCCGAUAGAGAAAGGUUUGAUAUCUGAAUGCCUUGCCUUCUACUGUUCGGAUUGUGCCAACCGUCAGGAGGAGCAUCUGGUGUACCGGAAAAGAGGGUCUAUAAGACCUCCUCGAUGUAUAGGGAUAGGGAGUGGGCCCUUGAUUGGGUGGGGGGCCUGCACGAGGCGGGAUGUGGGGCCGCUGUGUUCCUGAAGAACGCCGUGGCCGACGACUGGUUCUGUCUUGGAGGGAUCAUAAAAUCCGAGGAUGAGAGGGCGGACGGGCACGGAAGGAAGUUCAGGAGGUUCUUUCUCACGACAGUGUUUGACGAACACGGAGUGGACCACGCUAAGGUUGACCAUAAAGUCAGCCUUGACUACAAUUUAUUCAAGGGGUAUGGAGCUAAGGCGAUUACCAUGCGAGCGUUCGAUGUAUCCCCGAAGGAAGACCGGAGCGUGUUGACAAUACUUGACCCCGUGAAAUUCCUCGCCAAAACAAACGGGUACAGGCGAUCUGGAAACAGUCCCAUCGUACAGGCCGGGCAUCGAAUGUCUUCGACGCUCAUGCCUUUUGACACGCCGGACGAGGAUCUCCUGGAUAUAACGAAGAGAUUCGAUGGGGGCGACUAUGGGGACGGUGGGGAAAAUGAUGAAGACUGCCUCGCCGAUGAUGAGGAUGGAGGGGAGGAAAGGUCCGAUGAUAUGGAGGUCGAUGAGGGAGCAGGAGAUCGGUCGGAGGGUAGUGUGCAGAAAAGGAAGCGGCGAUCUUCAACAAGUCCGACGGGGGCGGCGGAUAAACGUGCUGCUAAGAGACUCACAGUCGCUGUAUCUCGAGAGGCACUAAGAGCUUCUCAGAAGGCGGCCACUGAUAGCGUGAAGAACAAAAAAGGGAAGGCGUCAACCAGAGCGACAAAAGCGAAGAAACGUCCGAUGAAAAGAAAGCAGAUGGUCGAUGAGGGUGACUCCGGAGAAGAUGCCGAAGGGGUUGCUCCUAGGGCUCCAUCCGAACAGACAGAGCGUUCCUCUGACAAUCGAUCUGUCACAGUGGACACAACAAAGUGCUUCUUCUUGGAGUUCGAUGAAGAUGGCUACGCGAGGAAGGAUCGGGUACACAUUCAAGUGGAUGUAACGAAGAUCUUGCCAAUUCCGGAAGGUGACAUCCUCUACAACCACAGAACGUUGGACGAAACGUUGGUGCRGUCCAUAUACGAUGCGAUCCAUAAUGCGGCCAAGGAAACCAACGGCAAGUGGGAUUUCAUGACUUUCAUCCUGGCCUCCAUUGGGCCCAGCCGGGACGGCUCUCAAGGCAGACGGAUCACACCACAGGAAUUCGACGUCGAGGAGGCGUAUGCUUACCACUGGUAUGUUGUUGCCGGCCAACACACGGCUGAGGCUAUGAACAGACUCAUAGUGGACAAGUCACCGACCGAGAAAAGAUACGGCUUGAGGUCAUAUUCUCACGUGCGUGUUGUCUACUUUGACGACAACACAAAGACAGGAUAUCCGUAUGUCUCGGCAUUCGACAACACAAGGGAAGAACGUUCUGUCCCGCGAUCGUUUUCGUCGUCGGUGCGGCAAAUCAGAACUUAUUGGGAGAAGAGGUGUGGCYGCAUCCGUCSUCCAGGCACCGUGUCCCCGAAUGACGUGGAAGGAUUGAAACAAAAAAAGAAGUGGGAAGAGUUCAUGAAUGCCGCCUGCAAAAUGACACCGGAUUCCAGUCUCGUGACGUCGUCCCUGGAGAACGAGUAUUGCAAGGACUGGACAAACAAGAUGCAGGGAUACAUGAAUCUUGCGCAGUGCGGCGAAACGCUGCCAAGAGUUGACGGUGUGAAAUACAUCGAUCUGCCGGGGAAAGUGGAAGGGAGGUUGCCGGGGCAGUACUUUGUCAAGGACAACUCCGGGAAAAAAAUCUUGUUCCACUGCAUCAAGGCCAAAAAGGGGCCUCCAGGCGCAACGGUGUCUAUACCRGACUUGACGCCCUCCAUCUUCAAGCUGUUUGGGGAUAUGACAGCGAGAGAGAAGCAAGUGGCGCUACACCACAUAAUGCGUGUUGAUGUUAUCGUUACAUCACGUAUGGUGCCGCGUGGAGGGUGCAACAUGGCGGACCUAGUAAAAUAUACUCGGCGAGAGAGAUAUAUGGUCCGCAUGUUCAACUACAUAUUGUUCAAGGUCGAGGAGAGGUCAAAGGAUGAGUGGAACGUAGACUUCUUCAUCGGUUAUACGACAAUCAUGGAGAGGUAUAGCAAAAACGGCCUCACCGACUUGAAAUGGACCGAGGAACGCGACCACAUCCCUGACGACAAGGUGAGGAAAGUGUCGAGGCGUUUGGGCAGUCCUGAUGAGAUAAAUGGUGAGAACGGUGCAGGGCUGGAGGCAACCCAAGCCAUGUACAAGGAAACCCCGUUCCACCUCAAGUGUCUCAUCUAUGAGGCGAUCGAUCGCUUGGACGACUCAGGGCUGAGACUGCACGAUUUCCUCGCGACGUGUUGUGGCGAAAAAUGGGCAUUGAUCAUUUUCACGUCGAUGAAGCACCAGAGACAGGUGAUGCAGAGUGUGUACAAGUGGGACGAUGUCGAGGUGCUCACCGGGUCUUGGUACAGACACUACACACCGUCGACGAUCGUGAACAGGUACGGCAAUAUUGCGGUUCGGUACAUUGACAUGAUGGCUAUUGUCCUCCACGCCAAGAACCGCAACUUGAGCAAUAUAACGAUUGCGCCGAAAUUGCAAGCGGAGCUCACAAAUUUGAACAUUGAAGAGGGUGAAUUUGUGAGGUACUCAGGGGAGUGUAUCGGUGUGGAGGGCGACACUGAAGCGGUUUAUUCUUGGAUGGAACGAGAGCCUGCACGUCUCCGGAAGCUAUGCAGCUCGUUCAUCAGGGAGGAUGACGGCGUGAUGCUGCUGGGCAGGGCACAUGCGGGACUGAUAUGGGAACUGGCUAAGGCCGGACACCACGUGUUUGCAUGCGACGACACGACAAAGAAGCUCACCUACCUUUCCAAGUUCUUGGAAUUCAACGUGAACGACCCGAGGAACAAAUGCAAGUUCGAAAAGCCCCAAGUCGAGCACCGCAAGGACCGGGACAUAUACUACAAGCUCGGUAGGAAAAGGGAUAAAGUGUGGGCUUACUUGUUCGGUGGCGCUCCACAGUCGGCAUUUGAUAACGACUACGUCCUCAGGAAAAGCGAAAUCGAGAUGGCAAUGAACGAGUACCACGGCUCCCACAUGGGUGCUUUCCACAUGUUCGUCGCACGUUGCGAGCAUCUCUAUUUCAAUAUGAAGAAAAGAGCACUGGACAGCCGGGACUAUGCUGACUAAGCACGUAAAGCCGGCAACUU